Messenger RNA from Melospiza melodia melodia, 1281 nucleotides. Its product is annotated as collagen alpha-1(I) chain-like. Bases 1 to 1281 code for a protein of 426 amino acids. NCBI's taxonomy places the organism in Eukaryota, Metazoa, Chordata, Aves, Passeriformes, Passerellidae. The record is from RefSeq and is a predicted model, not a curated record. The transcript is spliced from 2 exons.
AUGGGCUGCUCGGGCUCUCAGCAGUCCCUGCGCUGCGGGAAAAUGGGAAAUGCUGAGAGAAGCGAGAGAAGGAAAGCAAUAAGUGAUGCUCGACGCUGCUGCUUCCUUCGCCCUGGGAGCGAGGCGAGCUCUGAGCCAGGAGCGCGGGGAGCAGCCCCGGCAUCGGGAGGCGGGAGAGGGGAGAGAUCCCUCGGGAUCGGGAGCUGGCAGGAGAAGAAAAGGAGCGAGGGGCCGCGGAGAGGCGGGAGGAGGGUGGGGGGCGGUGAGCCCGAGGGUGAAGGAGCUGAACGCCGGAGCGGACAGAGCCGGCGGCUCAGGAAGCCGGGGCCGCAGGAGCGGGGGGCUGGGGAGGUCUCCCUCGCUCUCCCCGCCGAGGAAGCGCAGGGAAGAGCUUCCCGAAGGAUGCGGGGCACGGAGGGAGAGGAAGCGCCGGAGACAGCUGCACAACAUCUGGCAGCGGCGCGGCCCCCCGGGACCCCGAGCAGCCGAGCCCGGGGGGGCCGGGCCAGCGCGGCGCUUCCUGCCCCCCCUCCGCUGCCAGAUGUGCACCCCGCUCCCCCCGGGCCGCACCCCCCGCCUUCCUCCCGCCGGGACGUGCCCAGCACCUGCUUCCAGCCCGGCCCCAGCUCGCCGGCGCUCCCAGGACCCCGCCACGCCCAGGGGACGCGCGGCCCCGUCACCUUUGGCAUCCCCAUCCUCCGAUGGCCUUCCCGGCUCCCGGGGGCGGGCGGGGGACGAUCAGUGGUGGCCGCGCACCUGCCGGGGGCAGGAGACACCCGGGGAGGUCCGGAGCGGGAGCGGGGUUCGGAUCGGGAUCAGGACCGGCACCAGCACCGGGAGCGCUCCCGAGCUCCCGCUGCCGCCCCCGCCUCAGCGCAGCCCCCGCGCUGUCCCGGCGUGCCCCGCGCGCCGCGCGCCCCCGCCCUCCCUCACUUCCGGUGUCCGGCAGUGGCAGCGCCGCCGGCGGCGCCCCCGCUCCCCCGGCGCAAGGGGAGGGGGGCGUGGCGAGGGGGCGUGGCCGACCGAGAGGCCGCCGCCCAAUCACCGCCGGCCGCUGGGGGAGAGUGGGCGGGGACAGCGCCGGCACGCGCCGCGCGGCCCCGCCCCCCCGCGCCCCCCCCGCCCGCCGCGGGCUCGCGCCCCGCGCGCCCGAGGGAGCGUCGGGAGCGCGCCCGGGCGCCCCCCCCUUCCCCCCCUCCGCCGGGUUCUCCCCCCCCCUCCUCCGCCCUCCGCCCCCCCUUCCCCUUCCCCUCCCCACCCGGGAGGAGAGGCACGGAGUGA